Messenger RNA from Durusdinium trenchii, 1608 nucleotides. The record is from the annotation of a GenBank genome assembly. Lineage: Eukaryota; Dinophyceae; Suessiales; Symbiodiniaceae.
AUGGCGAACCUCAAGCAGAGCUUGUACUCGCAGCUCACCCGAGCGAAGGAACGGCACGUCGUGCAGCAGCUCGUCGCCACGCUCUCGAGGAAAGACUUGGUGUGCGAUUGCCGGGAUCGCACCGUCCUGGUCACUGCGCUGGGCAAGUGCUCCUUAUGGCCCCAGGCCCUGCAGCUCGUCGCCCAUCCACCGCAUCUCGUCGACGUGAUCCUCAUGGGCGCUUUGGUCACGGCUUGCGGCCGCGGACGCGCCUGGGCCCAGUCUUUGGAAUGCCUCCAGUGGAUUCAAGACUUGGGCCUUGAACUUGGUCUCUUCACGCUGAACGCAGCGGCCAACGCCUGUGUUUCCGCGCAUGCCUGGGCCAUGGCGCUGCACCUCCUGGACCUGGACAACAGGGACGAUUUGAGGCCGAACACCGUGAGCUGCAAUAUCAUGCUCAGUGCCUGUGACAAAGGUGGCCAGUUGCAGGUCCGGCAUUCGCUGCUGCGGAGCAUGGAGGAUGCACAGCAGGCGCCCAGCCUGAUCACCUUGAACACGCUCAUCGAUCUUUGCGAGGCGGCGGCGGACUGGGCUUUGGCCUUGAAGCUCUUAGAAUCGAUGCAUGACUAUGGCCUCGAGGCCGAUAUCAUCUCAUACAACAGUGCUAUGAGCGCCAGCCAGAAGAGCAGCCGUUGGCGGUUGGCGCUCUACACUCUACACUCUUUGGCCUUCCCCAGAGGCCUACAGCUGGAUGGAACCAGCUACGGAACCGCCACCAGUAGCUGUGCCAAAGCCUCGCGUUGGUCGAGCGCUUUGGCGCUCUUCGCCCAGCACUUUCCACCGGGCGCGCGACCAUACGGCGUGCGACCCGACGUGGUGCUGUGCAGCGCGGGCGCCGAUGCGUUCGGUGCAGGUGGUCGCUGGGAAGAAGUGAUCGGUUUGCUGCCGGCGAUGUCUCAGCAGGGCAUUGGUCCCAAUGCUUUCACUCUCAGCUCCACCGUAGCUGCUUGCGGACGCCGCCAGCAAUGGCUCAAAGCUUUACUUCUCCACGCAGCGGCGCGUCGAGAGGCGGCAGAGGCUGCGGUUCCAACGCCUAGCGAGCUCGUGGGCGCUGGCGUCGGGGCAUUGGCCCGCGCGGAGUGUUGGCAAGAUGCCGGGCAUUUGCUGCAAAGCCUCCAGCUGGCACGUGGAGCUAUUGCCAGCGUGGUGGCGUCCAACGCAGCACUGGGCGGCGCGGGCGGUGUGGUCGGCGGCUGGUCUUGGGCGCUGGGGCUUUUUGCAGGCCUGGCCUUGCCAGACCUCCUGAGUUUCAACUCGGCGUUGAAGGCGUGCGAAGUGGGGAGUUGCUGGGAUGGUGCCUUAGCGCUGCUCUUCCGACUACACAGUACCUGGAGAUUGCAACCGGAUUUCCUGAGCGAAGGCUCAGCCGUCGAGGCCUGUGGCCUCCUGAGCCGUUGGCCUUGGUCCUUGCAGCUCUUGCAGAGGCCAACCACGGCUUCCUUCCAAGCCGUGAUCGAUGCACUGGAGCGCGUGGGCUGUGCAGGGGUGGCGCCACAGCUUCUCGCGGAGAUGGUAUCUCCCGCGCUGGUUCCGGCGGAAAAAAGAUUCGUCCGAGGACAGCAUGGAUGA